This is a messenger RNA of Belonocnema kinseyi, 3374 nucleotides long. Its product is annotated as unc-112-related protein. Gene Ontology annotation, biological process: cell-matrix adhesion; integrin-mediated signaling pathway. The transcript is spliced from 8 exons. The record is from RefSeq and is a predicted model, not a curated record. Gene Ontology annotation, cellular component: cell-substrate junction. Bases 285 to 2435 code for a protein of 716 amino acids. Gene Ontology annotation, molecular function: integrin binding. NCBI's taxonomy places the organism in Eukaryota, Metazoa, Arthropoda, Insecta, Hymenoptera, Cynipidae.
UCAACCCGUAAGGAGCUGUGUUCGCUCGAUCGGCGAAUCGGCACGAUUUUCUUUCCAAAACUUUUCUUUUUUCCGCGAGUUUUCCAAACAUUCUUAUUCACGUGAAAUCGCGUUUCGAAAUUCCACAAAAAGGCCGCGAGUGCGGAUGAAAAAUGCUGCGAGUUCGUUGAACGGAGGUGUACUGGAGUUUAAAAAUUUUUGGAGUUUUUGAAACAAAAAGUGAUAAAAAAAAGUUGUUUUGGUUCCUUUUUUGUGGUGCCAAAGGAAAAUCUAAAGCCAAGAGGAUGUAUUGCUCCGACGCACAUGAGGGUAUGCACGAGGUGGAUGGCAGCUGGGUGUUGCGAGUCUACGUCACGGACCUGCAGGUCGAGAGGAGCCUCCGUGUCAAGGGCGAACUCCACAUCGGAGGUGUCAUGCUUCGUCUCGUCGAAGAUCUCGAUGUUCAAAUGGACUGGUCAGAUCACGCUUUAUGGUGGCCAGCAAGAAAUCAUUGGUUGACAAGAACGAGAAGCACUUUGGACCAAUAUGGUGUAGCUGCAGAUGCACUUUUGCAUUUCACACCAAUGCACAAAACUCUCAGGGUCCAACUUCCAGAUAUGCGUUAUCUUGACUGCCGUGUUGACUUCUCUGUAAAAACAUUCAACGCUGUUAUCAAUCUCUGCAAAAAUUUUGGUAUCAGACAUCCAGAGGAACUUUCGUUUUGCAAACCCUUGGAGCCAAACCAUCUAAAAUACAAUUUGAAGGACUUGCCGGUGAAGAAAAAAAUUGAAAAUCAGAAAAAUGGUUGGCACGUGCCAGCGGACACAAACACAUUCAUACCAGUUACACAGAGUCCCAGAGGAUCAAAUGGAAGUUUGGAUCAAAGCAGUCCUUUCAUGUGUGCUCCAGUCACUCCAAACAACAGGACUUACAGCACUCCAAUCAGUUCUCCAGUUUCGACUGGAACCUGGAAGAGGAAUAACAAUUCUUCUGGUUUUGGAAGCACCGGUUCCUUCAAUGCGAACAACAGCACAAUGAGCCUUGAAGCUUUGAAUGGUGGACUAUCGGAAUAUCUCGCCCAGAGUCCUUCUUCAAUUUCACCCGAAGUCCGGAGCAAAUUAAUCAGACCAAAGAGUUUGAUCGAACGAGCGAGGAUGAAUGUUGCCUGGCUUGAUUCGUCCCUCUCGAUCAUGGAACAAGGAAUUCGAGAAUUCGACACCCUCCGGCUCCGAUUCAAAUUCUACUCAUUUUACGAUUUGAAUCCGAAGACCGACUCGGUCAGAAUUAAUAUGAUUUACGAACAGGCAAAGUGGCAGCUUCUCGCUGAAGAACUCGACUGCACCGAGGAAGAGAUGCUCAUGUUUGCUGCUCUCCAGGUGCAAGUGAAUUUACAAGCGAGCGUUCCCCAGCCGAAUUUCGACUGCAACGGGACAUCUCCCGUGGAAGACGACAUUGAUGCGGCAUUGACGGACCUCCAGGUGACCCUGGAAGGCUCAACAAUCAGUAACGGAUCAAGCGACAUUACUCAGAUUCCUGAACUCUGCGACUAUCUGCGCUUUUUCAAACCAAAGCGUUUCACCCUGAAAGCCUUCAAGCGAUAUUGGUUUACUUGCAGGGAUUUGCAACUCAAGCUUUAUAAAAGUCGCGAGGAGAUGAACAGCUCCGAGCCACCAGCACACUCUAUCAAUCUUCGUGGUUGCGAAGUAACUCCGGACGUUAAUUUGGCUCAGAAUCGUUACGGAAUCAGACUUGAGGUCCCUAGUGCUGAGGGCAUGUCGGAAAUGUGGAUCCGAUGCGAUACGGAGACACAGUAUGCAAAAUGGAUGGCCGCCUGUCGAUUGGCAGCGAAAGGUCGCACAUUAGCGGACGCUUCUUACGAAAGCGAAGUCAACAGUAUCAUUGCAUUUUUGCAACUUCAAAGGCCCGCACCCGUCCCUGCCAUUAGUCCAAAUUCUCUCGGGGACAUUGUCCCGGAAGAGUAUGUGGCUUCCAGAUUUGCGAAGAAGUUCAAGGGAAAGCUGGUGCAAAGGAUUUUGGAAGCACACGCCAACGUCAAGGAUUUGUCUCUUGUGGAAGCAAAACUGAAUUACAUCAAAGCUUGGCAAUCCCUUCCCGAAUAUGGAAUUUCCCUGUUUGUUGUCAGAUUCACAGGAAAGGGAAAAGAUGAGCUUCUCGGCAUUGCGAACAACAGGCUCAUGCGAAUGGAUCUUCACAAUGGGGAUCAUCUCAAAACUUGGAGAUACAACACCAUGAAGGCUUGGAACGUAAACUGGGAAGUAAAACACAUGAUGGUCCAGUUUGAAGAGGGCAACAUAAUUUUCGAAUGUCAAUCCGCCGAUUGCAAAGUCGUUCACGAAUUCAUCGGCGGUUACAUUUUCCUCUCGAUGAGGUCGAAAGAAGCCAACCAAACCCUCAACGAAGAAAUGUUCCACAAAUUGACCGGAGGCUGGCAUUAAUUAAAUUUCAAACUCGCCUCUCGUACAUCAAAAUACUUAAGAAGACGAAAUACUUAAAGAAUAGUUUACAAGCUCCCAUAUUUAUCUAAAAAUUAAAUGCUCUCGCAUUUAAUUUCAAGGGUCAAAAAUUGUAAAUAGAAUAUCUAGAAGACUCGACACUUAAUGAAUCUCGAGUAGUCUUUUAUAGGUGUUAUUUGUAAUUUUAUUUAAAAUUUUAACACAACUGGAAAUGCGCAAAGUGCCUCGGUGAAUCUGCAAUCGAAAAAUAUUGUGGGCUCGCUCGUAUUCGUUUAGAGAAUUUUAUAGUACUGACUUAAAACAGUAGUUUUCACGCCUCCAAAGUUUACACAAAGUAAUCUUUUAUAAUCGAGAAUUUUACAAAGUUUUUAACUCCCCUAUUAGGUUUUUUGAAGAAAAAAAAAGAAACUUUUUAACAUUUUUCUCGUAUUGGGGAAACGCACAAGGAUUUUCGCUUUUGCGGAUUUAGUCCUUGCUUUUUUGUUUGCCUGAGUCCAUUUUUAAGGAAGGAUCAUCGACUUGGAGAGAAAUUACAAUUUGGUAUAAAGAGACUAUUUAUAUUUUUACAAUUCGCUGCCUUUUUCAGAAUCUUUUAUUGAGACACGUAAUUAAUUUUAACUAGAUGCUAAUUACUACCGACUAGUUUUUAAUAUUGAUCCUCUUGUGAUUGGGAGUUCCUAACCAUUUUAAUCUAAACUUCAAAUCUUUAUCAGUUGAAAUAUUGUGCAAUAAAAUCGAAAGUCAAAGACAUAUUCAUCAAUGAAAAAGAUGUAAAAGUAAAUCAAAUAAUGGGAAUUUAAAUUCGACGCAAGAGGUUUAAUUUUAAAGAGCGAGGGGUUCGAUUUUAUGCAGAAUCAUAGACCCUCGUUGAGAGAUCAUGUAAAUUAUUUGUUUGUUUUUUAAUGUAAACUUUAGACAUGC